Acromyrmex echinatior (Panamanian leafcutter ant) is the source of this 546-nucleotide messenger RNA. RefSeq lists its product as uncharacterized. Lineage: Eukaryota; Metazoa; Arthropoda; Insecta; Hymenoptera; Formicidae. The record is from RefSeq and is a predicted model, not a curated record.
AUGCGUCGCGAUGCUCAGCACGAAGGCGCGGACGCCAUGACACCGCGUAGUAAUAACGAGACGUUGUCGGCCAUUCUCGCGCGACAAACCGACAUACUUGACCAUGUGGCAAACAAUGCAAGCACGAUUAACGCAGAUACUAGAGUAAAGUUGCCUACUAUCAAACUACCGAGAUUUGAUGGCAAAAUCGAGAAUUGGAAAGCUUUUUCUGACAGCUUUCGAUCAAUUAUACAUGUCAGACUGCAACUGUCUGAUGUCGAAAAGUUUCAAUAUUUAGUUUCGUCAAUCUCAGGGGACGUCGCUAAAAUUAUUGAGUCAAUCGAGCUAACGGGUCAAAAUUAUUCAAUGGCGAUUAUUCGAUGGGAAUUACUGCUAAGUAGAUAUGAUGAUCCUAGGUCGCUCAAGAAAAAACAUAUCGAAUGUUUGUUCACAAUGCCCGUCGUAGCAAAAGAGACAGCGAAGGCUCUUCGCGAGUUAAUCGAUUAUAUUUCCAGGCACCUACGCAUGUUAAAGAUUCUAGGAUUAUCUAUUCGAUUCAUGGGAUGA